Messenger RNA from Auxenochlorella protothecoides, 1542 nucleotides. RefSeq lists its product as hypothetical. The coding region runs from base 1 to 1542 and encodes 513 amino acids. The record is from RefSeq and is a predicted model, not a curated record. Lineage: Eukaryota; Viridiplantae; Chlorophyta; Trebouxiophyceae; Chlorellales; Chlorellaceae. The transcript is spliced from 6 exons.
AUGGAGGAAGAACUCUACCAAGGCCUCAUCGCCGAGGCUGAGGCUGGACCCGGGGCCCUCACGGCCUGCAUCCUGUUCCACGACCGGCACAGCCGGGGGGGCCGUUCCGAGGUGCACUACUACCUCACCAUGGACGGCCCGGGCGGCACGGACGGCACAUGGUUCACCCGCAGCAUGCUGCGCCGGACCUUUGGCCGGGAGUCGGCGGAGGAGCUGAUUGCCGACUACGCCCCGCCCCCCCUGUCGUGGCCGGUGAAGGGCGUCAGCCCGCACCGCCCCGCCUACUCCGACCCCGCCCCGCCGCCCGACGGAGCAAUGAGCUGGCCGUGGCGCAGGCCGGCGCCAGGGCCCGGCCCCAUCCCCGGCUUCACCCCGCCCUGGCCCCGCGCCGCCGAGUUCCCCAUCUACGGAGAGGUGGAGAGGGAGGAGCAGACCCCGCUGCGCAACACCUGGCCGGGCAUGCGGGCUGAGGACCUGUCCGACGACGACUCCUCCGCCCACCGGCAGCUGCGCCGCCGAGCGGCGACCAGCUUCGGCGACCCCGAGCCCAAGCGCCCCAGGCUCGCCUCCCCCGUCCGCCCGCCCGACGCACGGACGCUGGAGGCGCUGGCGGCCGGGACGGUGCGCGUCACGCGCCGCCUGGAGCUGGCGCUGGCGGCCCGGGACGGCGGGCGUGGUGCGGCGGGGGAUGUCCAAGCCGGCGAGGCGGUGGAGGGGGGCGAGCGGGCCGGGAUCUGGGAGGGCGGCGUGGGAGCGCCGUACUCCACGGCCGACCCCGGCGGCGAGGCCCCCGCGCCGAGCGCAGGCCAGACGACGGUGAGCCUGGCGAGGCAGCAGCCUGCCUCGACGCAGGAGGGGGGCCGUGCCGGCGAUGCAGAUUCCAGCGGCAUCGCCUCGACGGUGGGGGUGGGGGAGCGGCCGGGGGGCGCCGGGGUCCCGGAGGUCUCCAGCGCCGCCAGAGAUCGGGACGGCGGGGACCGAGGAGCGGAGGAAGGGAGCGCCAGCGCCGCCGCGGCUGGACCGGCGGGCGGCGAUGGCAGAGUGGCCGUACGUGGCGACGCCGAUGUGCGCAAGGCCGGCGCUGCUGCAGGAGCCCCGGCGGGACAGGUGCCUGUGGAUGCGAGGGGCGGCGCGGGACCAGGCAAUGCUGCCGUGCCAGAAGCGGCCCACACCACUGGAGUCCAGUCCGGGGAGGCCGGCGCGACGGCCGCAGGCGAGACGAGGCGUGCCGACCUCCCGCCCCGCAUCGAGGCGCUGCUGGCGCCAGAGGCCUGGCAGCACGUCCGCAUCCUGUCUGCCAGGGUCAAGGCAGAGUCUCGGGAGGUGCUGGUGGAGUGCAGCUGGGCGCAGCCGCGCCGCGUGCGGCACCGCAUCCUCACCCACGUCCUGCAGGAGCGGCCGCACUGCCUGAGGACGCUGGUCCAGUACUACGAGCAGGUCGCGUGGGAGAGGAUGGAGAAGAAGCGGGGCCAGGGCUGUAGGGAGGGCACCAGGGCGCCGGAGCCCGACCCGGCCGAGGCCGAGCCCGCUCGAGAUUCAUAA